UUGUGAAUUUCUUGCGCUCCCGUUGAAACGCCUGGUUGUUGUUUCCCGGGAUAAGAGGAAGAAGUUAUUUAACCCGCGCUGUCGGAGGUUUGGGAACACCGAGAGAGGAUAACAGAAGCUAAACCGAGGAAGCUUCACUUUUUUUCUGUGAGCAGAGGACGAUCUGCGUGUAGAGGAUAGUAGUCUGAAAGCCAGGGGGGGAUAUAACCUACCCAUCACCUUGUAGCACAGCGCGCUGUGCAAGGGGCAGCGGUGCAACUCCUCGAGCCAGCGUGCAACACCGCUCCACUGGAUUGUGUUGCAAACCAGGGAAUGACAUAAAAAUACACAGAGAUGGUUAACUACCCGCGGGGACCUUCAGAGACCACAGAGACACUACUGCUGCUAUUGCUGUGAACUUGUAUGUCCUAAAACCGUACAGACGAAAAGGGGGGAUUACAAAAGUGCUUAUUCUUCUUAUUACCAGCAAAGGGAUUAAUAAUGCCGGACCAAAUCACAGUUUCAGAGUUUGUGGCAGAGACGAAUGAAGAUUAUAAAUCGCCGACUGCCUCUAACUUCACCACCAGGAUGUCCCACUGCAGGAAUACAGUGGCUGCUCUGGAGGAGGCUCUGGAUGUGGACCGAAGUGUUCUGUACAAGAUGAAGAAGUCUGUGAAGGCCAUCUACACGUCUGGUCUGGCCCAUGUAGAGAACGAGGAGCAGUACACUCAGUCCUUGGAGAAGUUUGGAGAAAACUGCGUGUACAGAGAUGAUCCUGAUCUGGGUUCAGCUUUCCUUAAAUUCUCUGUCUUCACCAAGGAGCUUACUGCGCUUUUCAAAAAUCUGUUCCAAAACAUGAACAACAUCAUCACCUUUCCUCUGGACAGCCUGCUGAAAGGAGACCUAAAAGGAGUCAAAGGGGAUCUCAAAAAGCCUUUCGACAAAGCUUGGAAAGACUACGAAACAAAAGUCACCAAGAUAGAGAAGGAGAAGAAGGAGCAUGCCCGGCAGCACGGGAUGAUAAGGACUGAAAUCAGUGGGGCGGAAAUCGCUGAGGAGAUGGAGAAGGAGAGGAGAUUCUUCCAGCUGCAGAUGUGUGAGUAUCUCCUUAAAGUCAAUGAGAUCAAAAUCAAGAAAGGGGUGGACCUGCUGCAGAACCUCAUCAAGUACUUCCACGCACAGUGCAAUUUCUUUCAGGAUGGUCUGAAAGCUGUGGACAACCUGAAACCAUCCAUAGAAAAACUGGCCACAGAUCUGCACACGAUUAAGCAGGUGCAGGAUGAGGAGAGGAAACAGCUGACUCAGUUACGAGAGGUCCUCAAAUCGUCGCUACAGGUGGAGCAGAAAGAGUCUAGGAGAGAUUCACAGGUGCGGCAGAGCACCACCUACAGCCUGCACCAGCCGCAGGGUAACAAGGAGCACGGCACAGAGCGCAGCGGGUACCUUUACAAGAAAAGUGAUGGGUUGCGAAAAGUGUGGCAGAAGAGAAAGUGCACAGCAAAGAGCGGAUACCUCACCAUCUCACACGGCACAGCUAACCGGCCGCCGGCUAAACUCAACCUGCUAACCUGCCAGGUGAAACACAAUCCUGAAGAGAAGAGAAGCUUCGACCUCAUAUCCCAUGACAGAACGUAUCACUUUCAGGCAGAGGACGACCAGGACUGUCAGAUCUGGAUCUCGGUGCUACAGAACAGUAAGGAGGAGGCAUUAAAUCAGGCCUUCAAAGGGGACCAGCAUGUCGGCGAGAACAACAUCGUACAGGAGCUUACCAAGGCAAUCCUGGGAGAGGUCAAGAGGAUGACGGGAAAUGACGUGUGCUGUGACUGCGGAGCGCCCAACCCAACGUGGCUGUCCACCAACCUGGGCAUCCUCACCUGUAUUGAAUGUUCUGGGAUCCACAGGGAGCUUGGAGUCCACUACUCCAGGAUCCAGUCCCUCACUCUGGAUGUACUCAGCACCUCAGAGCUCUUGCUGGCCAAGAAUGUGGGGAAUGCAGGCUUUAAUGAAAUCAUGGAGGCUUGUUUAAGUGCUGAAAAUGUGGUGAAACCCAACCCAACCAGUGACAUGCAGGCGAGGAAAGACUUCAUCACAGCCAAAUACACAGAGAAACGUUUCGCUAGGAAGAAGUGUCCUGAUGCGACGUCGCGGCUCCACACGUUGUGUGAUGCAGUAAAGGCCCGGGACAUCUUCUCGCUUAUCCAGGUCUACGCCGAGGGAGUUGACCUCAUGGAGCCUAUUCCUCUGGCCAACGGACAUGAACAAGGGGAGACAGCCCUUCAUCUUGCAGUCAGAUUGGUCGAUAGAACGUCUCUUCACAUAGUCGACUUCCUCACGCAGAACAGUUUGAAUUUGGAUAAGCAGACGGCCAAAGGCAGCACAGCGCUGCACUACUGCUGCCUGACUGACAACAGUGAAUGUCUGAAACUGUUGCUGCGGGGGAAGGCAUCCAUAGAGAUUGCUAAUGAGGCCGGGGAGACACCGCUGGAUAUCGCCCGGAGGCUGAAACACCUACAGUGCGAAGAGCUGUUGAACCAAGCUCUGGCAGGGAAAUUCAACGCCCACGUCCAUGUUGAAUAUGAAUGGUGCUUGCAGCAUGAAGACUUGGAUGAAAGUGAUGAAGAUCUGGAUGAGAAGCCAAGCCCUCACCGCAGAGACGAGCGUCCGGUCAGCUGUUACACCCCGAGCAGUAACUCCCACAUCCAGGCCAAUCUGAGCUCCGCGGGCCGCGACGCCAUCGGCCUCACCAAGGACAAGCAGCGUGCUUACAUUCCCAACCUGGUCAACAACGAAACCUACGGCACCAUCCUCAACACCAACUCUCCUCAGUCUGCCACCACCUCUGCUCCACCCCUGCCCCCGAGAAACCUGGUCCAGUUAUCCGGUCUUGCGGGGAUUGGUCAGUCUUCAGGGUCCAGCAGCUGGAAGCCUGGUUCUUUGGACUUGGGUGGCCGACAGAGGUCUUCCUCAGACCCCCCCAACAUGCACCCUCCUGUUCCUCCCAUAAGACUCACUUCAACCGGAGGUCUAGGUCCUCCUGUGGCAAAGAUGGAGGCCAUGAGCAUACAGUCCAAGUCGAGCCAGGGACCACCGGGGUCCAGAGCAGGGCCACCUAAAUCCCCUUCAGGCAAUGAUAAAAGCUUCAACAGACCUCUAUAUCGAACUACAUCUAUUGAAAGACCCGCUAAGGAAGUGCCAGGAUGCCCCCAGAACUCCAUGGGUCAGUCUCUGCCUCCAGCCCCCACGCCGAGGAAGGCCUACCCAAAGCAGAGGCCGAAGCGAGUGAAAGCCAUCUACAACUGUGUUGCCGACAACCCAGACGAGCUGACCUUCUCUGAGGGCGAGGUGAUCGUGGUGGAUGGAGAGGAGGACCAGGAGUGGUGGCUGGGCCACAUUGAAGGUGAUCCGAUGAGAAGAGGAGCCUUCCCGGUGACAUUUGUACACUUCAUUGCUGACUGAAACAUUCCUCUCUGGGUCUCAGGAAGAGUCGAGGGAUGCAGCGCCGCUCCUUCACCCGUCUGUCCAGCCAGCUGGCAAAAACAUCCACCAUCGUCCCAGUGUUUGUUGUCGACUUCAUCAUCUGCAAGCUUCUUAGUGUCACUGCUGGAUAAACCCCCUCGGCUGCAACUUAGUAUGGCUGUCGUCAGGGCAACCAUAGCAGAAAGUCUGGGUGUCAUUCCUUUGCAAGGCGUCGUGGGACUGUAUGUGGUUUUAACGCUUGCUGUUAAUGUUUCUGACAAAGACUCUUUAAGAUUUAAAAACAAUGAUUGUAGUGAAUGACCUCUCGCAAUAAAUGCACUUUGCUUUGCUUUAUCCCUGUUACAACAUAAGACGACAUGCAACGCAAUGAAGGUUAAUAUGUACAGUAUUCAUUUCAUCCCUUUUCUGUUCAGCUGCAUUGUACAGAUAGUACUAUGAAGACUACAGCAAUGUAUUUUAACUUACUAACGACUGUAAAUGUGAAAAUAGGCAACAUGCUUACAUUCCGCCACUGUGCAUGAGCCGUUUUAAAUCCCUACCUGCUUAUAGGUGCGACCAUUCAACUCUGUAGUAAGCCUUCGGUGUGGAGGUUUUCUCAUGGUGCUAAAUUAACCUUGAAUGCGCUAGAAGCUACACCUGAGGGAUUGCUUCCUUGUCCCCAUUUUAAAGAUGGACUGGUGUUGAAAGGGGGCAAACAUAAUUAAAAAAUAGACUCUAACUCAUCACACCUGCAAGAAACCACUUUCUCCCAGAUGUGUGGAGUGAUGGAACAGCUUUUCCACACACACACAGUCUGCAGUGUUUCAUCGUAGAAGAUAAUAUUCAACAGCAACACUCCAGUUCUUCCUCCUGGACUGUUUUAGGUUGAAUGCUGACACUGAGUGGAGCUGCAGCAGCCAGUAAUUACCUUUAUGCCGAGUCUGGCACCUCGGGCUGUCCUCGUAUGUCAUCUACCUUAUUAGAGGAGCAGGAAGGGUUUGUGUUUGCGUGUCUUGUCUGCACAGAAUAAGCUGAGAAUAAAAGAAUAUUGAAGUAUGUGGACAUAAAAAGACAACACGGGAAUGUGAUGAAAAGUAGGCAUUGGCUCUCUGACUUUUGUUGCUUCCGCUUGCCUUUUAGGAGCACUCACUUUUUGCUGAUUAUUUUUUUUGUUCACAAAUGAGCUGAAUUUAGUCUUUAUCUUUGAUAUUAUACAGAGAAAGAAUUAUAUUUCCUUUCAUCUUAGCCUCCUAUAUCCGUACAUCUCUGGGGUCCCAUAAUGUAGAAAGAUGGGUUUAUCAGUAGUGUUAUGAAAUAUAAAUAAAUGUAGUAAUUAACUUCAUUUUGGUUGCAGAGCAACUUUCUCUUUGUUCAUAAUGUUGAUAUUUAGGCAUUUAACCGGAAACCAGAGCCUUCCGUGGAUUUGUUAAUAAAGAGAAGUGCAUCGUAGCUGAUACUCUCUUCGUGUUUAAUGAACUCACUAAAAACAGGAAGAUUUAAUAAUCUAUUCAUGUAAAUAGAUUUGAUUUUCUGAUAUUUAUAUGUAAAGAAAAGUUAACCCUGGGCAGUAAAUGUCUGUGUGCUGUGGUGAUGAGCAGUUACAGAUGCAACCUCAGCUGGACCUGUGUGUGUAUGUGUAUGUGUGUGUUUGUGUGUGCUGAAUACACAAAGAAACACACACAACUAGGAAAAUAAACUCAAUUCAUUCUCAUUAACUGUCUGUGGAUCACUGCAUCGACUCUUAACUCUGUGCACGUAAAUGGGAAAAUGAAACUGGAAUAAUAAAAUAUGAAAAAACAA
Molecule: messenger RNA, 5235 nt
Organism: Etheostoma cragini (Arkansas darter)
Lineage: Eukaryota; Metazoa; Chordata; Actinopteri; Perciformes; Percidae
Gene: asap2a
Product: ArfGAP with SH3 domain, ankyrin repeat and PH domain 2a
Exons: 29
Coding region: 481-3435 (984 amino acids)
Biological process (GO): positive regulation of GTPase activity
Cellular component (GO): cytoplasm
Molecular function (GO): GTPase activator activity; protein binding
Source: RefSeq, a predicted model, not a curated record